AUGUCAUCACAAGACUGCUUGAAAACAUCAAUUGGACUGUUACCACCUGUGUCACCAUCGCCUCAAUUAUUUUCAUCACAACAAAUUGAAAAAAAAAGUCUUCAACGCAUUGAAUCGAGUGUCAGUAUUGGCUCUUCUACGCAUACCGUUGUACAUCGUACAACAUCAUGGCGAUGGGUUAUUGUUUUCUCAUCGUUUUGUGUUCAUUUUGUUGCUGAUGGUGUUCUCUUUUCGUUCGGUAUUCUAAUGCAUAUGAUUAAAGAUGACCUUCAUAUUGCAUUGCAUACAGUUGGUAUUAUUGCAUCAUUAUUCAUUAGUUUACCUCUGCUUUUAGCACCACUAUCUAGUGCGUUAGUUAACAAAUGGGGAUGUCGACUAGUGACUAUGCUCGGUGGAUUUCUCUGUUCAGUAGGCUUAGUUUUCGCUUCAUUAACGGGGACUUUUUUCGGUGCUGUAGUUGGAAUUGGUAUAUUUUGUGGAGUUGGCCUAUCGUGUGUUUAUGUUCCUGCAGUAGUUAUAGUAGCACAUUAUUUUGAUGAAAAUCGUGCUAUUGCAACAGCUAUUGCUGUUGGUGGAACAGGUCUCGGAAAUGCUAUUGUUGCACAAGUUAUUCAUGCUUUAAAUGAUUAUUAUGAUGAUUGGCGAGAAACAACUUUAUUUUUGUCCGGAGUACUUUUUACAAUUGUUGGGUUCGGUGCACUUUUUCGACCUGUAGAAUUUUCAUUACCUCGUAAAAGUAAAGGUUUUCAUCAUGCAAUGCCUGAUACUGUUCGAAUAUCAAAAUUUAUGACUUCGGUGGAAAGAUUACAAUGCUUUAUACAAGGGAUGGAUAAACAACGUGCAUCAAAUCAAGCGAAUCAAAUCGUUAACAUAUCAAAGUCAAAUCAUGAAACAAAUAAAUUAGGUUUAUUUGAUUCAUAUUCAGCUGAUGAUAUUACAAAACUUAAAAAUGGAUCAAUUGAUAAUGUUGUUGUGCAAACAUGUCACGAAGAAAUGUCUAAAAUUAAAAUUUCUUAUGCACGGAGAAGUCAAACAGAAAAUAAUCCAAGUGAUGCAAAAAUAGGUUCCAUACAAUUUUUUUCUACUCAUUUUCUUCCUGUUGAACAAGAUACUGAAUUAUUAGAAGUAUAUAAUCAACCAUUAAGUCAAAAAGAUAUUUUCUAUCGCGGAAAUGUACCAUCAAAACUUGGACAUUCAUCAAGAAAAAGUUGUCCAAAUUUACUUCAAUAUUAUGUUUAUGAAGAAUCAUUAGCCACGAUAUCUGAUGAUGAUGAUGAUGAUGAUGAUAAUGGUGAUGCUGUGGAUUCAAUUCAUAGCCAUCAUAAACACAUGUUAUUCUAUCACAAAGGUUUAUCAUUUCUUCAUACACUACGACGAAUGUUAGGCUUACAGCUAUUUUGCGAUUAUCGUUAUUUAAUUUUCUUUAUAUCGCAAUUUUUAUUUUAUUUAUUUUAUGAUUUAGUUUAUCUUUUUCCAAUCGAUUACGGUGAAUCAGUCAUUGGUUAUUCAAAAAAACAAAUGACUAUGUUAGUUACUGUACUUGGUUUCGGACAAUUUUUUGGACAAAUCAUGUUUGGACUUUUAGCAAACUAUUCGCGUAUAAAUGAAUUAAUACUUUAUGAUGUUGGUGCGGCACUCUGUGGACUUGCUAGUUUGCUUAUACCAUUUGUUGUGUAUUCAUAUCCUGCAUUAAUUAUGAUAAUUCUACUUUUUGGGCUUUCAAUAUCAGCUAAUUAUGCAUUAACAUCAGUUAUUCUCGCCAAUAUGUGUGGUUUAGAAUUAUUAACAUCCGCUUAUGGGCUCAUUUUACUUGGACAAGGCGUAUCAUCAUUAUCCGGCCCAAUUAUUGGAGGUUUGAUUGCCGAAAAAUAUGGUUAUAAAUCAUCAUUAAUCCUAGCUGGUAUAUGUAUGGGUCUAUCUGGAAUUGUAACAUUAAUGAUACCUUUAAUUCAACGAUUACGUAAUAAUCAAGAAGAUAAAAAUAAUGAAAAAACGAUUAAAACAAGUACCACGACGAGUAGAUUAGAUCAUUUCGGUUGA
Molecule: messenger RNA, 2040 nt
Organism: Rotaria socialis
Lineage: Eukaryota; Metazoa; Rotifera; Eurotatoria; Philodinida; Philodinidae
Source: the annotation of a GenBank genome assembly